This is a messenger RNA of Carlito syrichta (Philippine tarsier), 2113 nucleotides long. It is a transcript of the gene PLAG1, whose product is annotated as PLAG1 zinc finger. The record is from RefSeq and is a predicted model, not a curated record. Lineage: Eukaryota; Metazoa; Chordata; Mammalia; Primates; Tarsiidae. The coding region runs from base 456 to 1958 and encodes 500 amino acids. The transcript has 3 exons.
CAAAUUGCCAUUUGUCUAGGUAAUACUGUUUUACUUUCUAUUCCUGCAUUUAUUUGGUCAUGUAAAUGUGCUUAGAACUAAUAAAAAUAUGCAGUUGAUGAAAAUUAAUGCAUGACUUCUCAGCAGACUGUGGAAUGUAAGCAUGUGCCAUGAAAUUGCAAUUCUCUUAUCCUCUAUUUUCCAUCAUUUACGUACCAGUUCCAUUUAGAGGAUAGUCCAGUAUUACUUUUUUUUCAUAGAUUGGCCAAAAUGGGAAGGAUUGGAUUCCGCUCUCUUCCACGAAGAGUCAAUGGGACUGGCUAAGAUCAAAAUCUGAGGCUCUUUCCAUCGGUAAUCAGUCCCUUUUUGCUUUCUUUUACGACCACAUGAAACUUGAGAAGCCACCUAAAGCUAUAUCAUUUAGUGGAGUUGGGCAGUUCCCAAGUGUCCAACAAGAAGGCCUGGUUUAGGCUGCGAUGGCCACUGUCAUUCCUGGUGAUUUGUCAGAAGUAAGAGAUACCCAGAAAGUCCCUUCAGGGAAACGUAAGCGUGGUGAAACCAAACCAAGAAAAAACUUUCCUUGCCAACUGUGUGACAAGGCCUUUAACAGUGUUGAGAAAUUAAAGGUUCACUCCUACUCUCACACAGGAGAGAGGCCCUACAAGUGCAUACAACAAGACUGCACCAAGGCCUUUGUUUCUAAGUACAAAUUACAAAGGCACAUGGCUACUCAUUCUCCUGAGAAAACCCACAAGUGUAAUUAUUGUGAGAAAAUGUUUCACCGGAAAGAUCAUCUGAAGAAUCACCUCCAUACACACGACCCUAACAAAGAGACGUUUAAGUGUGAAGAAUGUGGCAAGAACUACAAUACCAAGCUUGGGUUUAAACGUCACUUGGCCUUGCAUGCCGCAACAAGUGGUGACCUCACCUGCAAAGUAUGUUUGCAGACUUUUGAAAGCACAGGCGUGCUUCUGGAGCACCUUAAAUCUCAUGCAGGCAAAUCUUCUGGUGGGAUUAAAGAAAAAAAGCACCAGUGCGAACAUUGUGAUCGCCGGUUCUACACCCGAAAAGAUGUCCGGAGACACAUGGUGGUGCACACCGGAAGAAAGGACUUCCUCUGUCAGUAUUGUGCACAGAGAUUUGGACGAAAAGAUCACCUGACUCGGCAUAUGAAGAAGAGUCACAAUCAAGAGCUUCUGAAGGUCAAAACAGAACCGGUGGAUUUCCUGGACCCCUUUACCUGCAAUGUGUCUGUGCCUAUAAAAGAUGAGCUCCUUCCAGUGAUGUCCUUACCUUCCAGUGAACUGUUAUCAAAGCCAUUCACAAACACUUUGCAGUUAAACCUCUACAACACUCCAUUUCAGUCCAUGCAGAGCUCUGGAUCUGCCCACCAAAUGAUCACAACUUUACCUUUGGGAAUGACAUGCCCAAUAGAUAUGGAUGCUGUUCAUCCCUCUCAUCAUCUUUCUUUCAAAUAUCCGUUCAGUUCUACCUCAUAUGCAAUUUCUAUUCCUGAAAAAGAACAGCCAUUAAAAGGGGAAAUUGAGAGUUACCUGAUGGAGUUGCAAGGUGGCAUGCCCUCUUCAUCCCAGGAUUCUCAAGCGUCGUCAUCAUCUAAGCUAGGGUUGGAUCCUCAGGUUGGAUCCCUAGAUGAUGGUGCGGGGGAUCUCUCCCUAUCCAAAAGCUCUCUCUCUAUCAGUGACCCGCUAAACACACCAGCAUUGGAUUUUUCUCAGUUGUUUAAUUUCAUACCGUUAAACGGUCCUCCCUACAAUCCUAUAUCCAUGGGGAGCCUUGGAGUGAGCUAUUCCCAGGAAGAGGCACAUUCAUCUGUUUCCCAGCUCCCUCCACAAACACAGGAUCUUCAGGAUCCUGCAAACACUAUAGGGCUUGGGUCUCUGCACUCACUGUCAGCAGCUUUCACCAGCAGUUUAAGCACAAGCACCACCCUCCCACGUUUCCAUCAAGCUUUUCAGUAGGAUUCCAGGACGUGGAUUUAUUGUAGAACUGUAUGUAUAGCCCUGCCCUAGGUGACCAUUUUUAUUUUAGUGCCUACUUUAAGACAGUAUAAAAAUUUCUGCUUUUGUAUAAUACCAAUUUUCAUUAAGCCAGUAUAAAAUAGAAACUAGCUUUU